AUGGUGAACAACAAGGCUUCCGCGCUGUCUCUGGCAGUCAGCGCUCUGUCGCUUGCCGGCAGCGCCGAUGCUUUCUGGCGUCUUCCUUGCCGUGGCCGUACUGGUGUCGGCCGUCUUGACCCCAUCAUGGACCCUGGCAAGGUCUCUGACCACGUCCACGUUAUCCACGGUGGUAGCAGUAAACNNUUUGGCAUUGGCAACACCCCUCAGGAUCUUGUCGACUCUGACUGCACCUCAUGUGCCGUUACUCAGGACAAGUCUGCCUACUGGACCNCCCCUCUCUACUUCCUCCACGCCAACGGUACUGCCGAGAUGGUCGAGCAGGUUGGUGGUAUGCUCGCUUACUACCUCCUCUACAAUGACGCUGCAAACCCCAACGGCAAGAUCACUGCCUUCCCUGAGGGCUUCCAGAUGAUCUCUGGUGACAAGCGUCUUCGCAGCUUCCNNCCCUACCCCAUCCCUGACAAUGACAAGUCUUCGUGGACUCCCGAGCAGAAGACUCAGAGUGCUCUCGCACAGAAGGCCCUUGGUUUCAACUGCUUGAACUACGCCGCCACUCCUGAGGCAUCCCUCUACCGUCACUUCUUGCCCGACAAGGACUACCUCGACGCCAACUGCCUUGACGGCGUCCGUCUCGAGCUCAUGUUCCCUUCGUGCUGGAACGGCAAGGACCUCGACUCUGAUGACCACAAAUCGCACGUUGCCUUCCCCGACUUGGUCAUGAGCGGUUCCUGCCCCGAGGGCUUCGACACCAAGCUCCCCUCUCUCUUCUUUGAGACCAUCUUCAACACCUACGCCUUCAAGGGUAUGGACGGACAAUUCGUCCUCUCCACCGGUGACCCCACUGGUUACAGUUACCACGGUGACUUCCAGAUGGGUUGGGACAGCAGCGACUUCCUCCAGUCUGCCGUUGACACUUGCACCAACGCCUCUGGUCAGAUCCAGGACUGCCCUCUCUUCGACAUCCAGAGCGAGGCCCAGGAGCAGCAGUGCUCUUUCAACCCCGUUGACGCCAUCAAGGAUGACAACCCUCUCGGCCCCCGUGACGGUCUUCCUAUCGCUGUCCCCAUCCAGUCCGGCCCUGCUUACGCCAGUCUCUACCCUGUCGUUCUUGCUGGUGAUGAGACCCAGGCUGCCGCCACCUCUACCAAGGCAUCUUCUUCCCAGAUCACCUCGGCUGCCUCCUCAUCUGCUGUUGUCCCCACUCUGAGCUACACUCCUGGUACCUCUUCCGUUACCGACAAGUACGGUGGUGGCAUCCUCCGCGCCAACACCGCCGCAUCAUACGUCCAGACCGAGUCUGUCUCGACCGUCACUGCUGCUGCCUCGCUCGCUAACGCUGAGACUGACGCUGCUGGCAACAUCAUCGCCACCUCUUGGUAUACCCAAGGCAACCAGGUCAUGGAGAUGAUGAUCGAGGAGGUCGACGUCACCGUCACCGCCACUGCCGUCGAGACCGCCAACGCACACGCUCGCCGCCACGUUGGCNAGGAGCACCGCCGCGUCCGUGGCCACCCCCGUCGCUAA
Aureobasidium musti is the source of this 1527-nucleotide messenger RNA. The record is from the annotation of a GenBank genome assembly. Lineage: Eukaryota; Fungi; Ascomycota; Dothideomycetes; Dothideales; Saccotheciaceae.